AUGAGCGGACGUCAAGGCGGCAAGCUCAAGCCUCUGAAGGCUCCGAAGAAGGACAAGAAGGACGAGGACGAGGAUGACAAGGCAUUCAAGGAGCGCAAGAAGCAGGAGCAGGAGGCAAUGAAGGCCGCAAAGGAGCGGGCGCUGAAGGGCGGUCCAUUGGGCGGGACUGGCGGGAUUAAGAAGUCGGGGAAGAAAUAG
Messenger RNA from Punctularia strigosozonata HHB-11173 SS5, 198 nucleotides. RefSeq names its product translation machinery associated TMA7. The coding region runs from base 1 to 198 and encodes 65 amino acids. NCBI's taxonomy places the organism in Eukaryota, Fungi, Basidiomycota, Agaricomycetes, Corticiales, Punctulariaceae. The transcript has 4 exons. The record is from RefSeq and is a predicted model, not a curated record.